AUGGACACUCUUCUAUCAUCUGUAGGGACAGCAAGUAAUUGGACAUCACACGAUGCGGACAGUGACGGCACGACGUGGCAAAUCAACCCUACCUCAUUUUCCUCUGACAGCCAAGGCGCAAGCACAGCACAGGAAAACUGGCUGAUAUCACCGUACAUUCCUCUCCAAGGAGCGACAGCAAUAGGCAUCCGCGGCUAUGUCAAUUUCAAAUUCUGCGACUACGCUGAUCCGGAGCUCAGCAUCGCGAACUGCAGAGUCAGCUUACAGGUAUCAGUACUGUCGGUAACAACACCCAUGGAUAACGUAAUUAACGCGUUAAGCGCUUUCAACGUCGUCGCCGAAGUCGUACCUACAAAAUACGAGGAAUUAGCCCUAGCAGACAUUGAAGACGUAGAAGUCCCUAAUUGGACGUCGAGUACGUCGGGAGUCUACCUGGCAUUCGUUGACAAAGGUACGCGGGUGACAAUCACGGAGAUGAACGUAUUCUACAAGUAUUGCGGACGCACGCUCACAAAUCUAGCCGUAUUCAACGACUCGAUGCCGUCAAGCAGCCCUCACACCGGAACAUGUGUCGAAGAUGCUACCUCACAAAUACCGCUAACGAGGAUCUGUCACGUAGAUGGAAAGUGGGAAGACUUCACCGGCGAGUGUACAUGCGACACAGAUUUCACGUCGACUUCAAUGACAUGCGACGCGCCGAAGUGCACCGACACAACGUGUAAAAACGGAGGAGUAUGUACAGACACAGAAAGCGGAGCAUUUUGCGAUUGUGAUGAGAAAUUCCUUGGUAAACGAUGCCAGUUCAGCAAAACCAUGCCCCCUGGCAAGCCCGUUAUUACUGGCUACGAUGCGGCUUCAUGCGUGAACAUUGGGGAGAAAAUAAGCCUUACGUGCACAUCAGAGGGUGGCUUCCAACCAAUAUCACUGCUAUGGUUCUGUAAUGCCGCUGGGAUAAACUCGACGUUGGUUUCCCAAAAGCGAAACACGACGACGUUACUGUACCGAGCCGAGCAGCGGCUGGAUGGAAUCGAAGCGACGGUCGGACAGCACGGAGCCCGGUACGAGUGCCGUGCGAGUAACGCGGCCAGCCACGAACCUGUCGUCUCAGACACCACCCUGCUUGUCUGCGCCGGCCCGACCACGUCGUCGAUUUCCGUGAUUCUCAAGCCGGUGGAUGCCGCUACGGGUUACGUGAACGUCAUCUGUGACGCCGAAAGCACGUAUCCGUUUACUGCACUUACGUUCGAAUGGUCAUACAACGGCGAGAGUGUACUGGGGUUAAUCGAGUAUCAUGCGGCAGGACGAAUAAGCAGCAUCACCGUAAACGCAUCAAAGUUGGCAGACGGAGGAAUAUUCACGUGUUCCGUCAAUAAUACGGCAAAUGGUAUGCAGGAAAGCGAAAAUGUACGCUACCGCGAAAGUAUUCAACAGGCAAGCGCGGCCAGCAAGACUGGUAUGAUCAUUGGUGGAGUGCUAGCAAUACUGGCUAUUGGCAUUGGACUCUAUAUAUGCUACAUGAAAAGGAAAUCAAAAAAAACCAAACAUGCUGAUGUCAAAUACCAGCACUCCAUUCCAAGACAAGAACUGUGA
Molecule: messenger RNA, 1590 nt
Organism: Priapulus caudatus
Lineage: Eukaryota; Metazoa; Priapulida; Priapulimorpha; Priapulimorphida; Priapulidae
Product: ephrin type-B receptor 3-like
Exons: 1
Coding region: 1-1590 (529 amino acids)
Molecular function (GO): protein binding
Source: RefSeq, a predicted model, not a curated record